Gambusia affinis (western mosquitofish) is the source of this 8648-nucleotide messenger RNA. RefSeq names its product mex-3 RNA binding family member A (gene mex3a). The record is from RefSeq and is a predicted model, not a curated record. The transcript has 2 exons. Bases 708 to 2285 code for a protein of 525 amino acids. Gene Ontology annotation, molecular function: RNA binding. NCBI's taxonomy places the organism in Eukaryota, Metazoa, Chordata, Actinopteri, Cyprinodontiformes, Poeciliidae.
UUUUCUUUCUCUAUAAAAACGCCACUAACUCCUCCACUCCUAAAAUCCCCACUCUUCCCUCUGUGUGCGCGGAUUUCCACCCCACCACCAUCAUCAUCUUCAUCAUCGUCGUGGAGUUGACAUCAUCUUUUUCUCCAGCAGAUGACCAUGUGCGCGCUUGCCCUUGCAACCUUUAAGUGACUGUUUACAUCCUGGACGGCUUCUUCUUCUUACAUAAGUCACCAAAAAUAUAAAUAUGCAGCUCGCUGCGCUGCCGCAGCUCCGCAGCGCGGCUGCGUUUCUGCGCCUGCAUGCGGCGCAGGAGGCGAGCUGAACGCUUCCUCCUUCCUGCACAGGAGAAGGGCUGGAUGUGGGCCGCCACAUGCUGGCGAACCUGAGACGGAAUGGUACGGAGGGAGGGCGGGAGGGAGGCUCGUUUUUUGUCUCACUGAGGACGGAGGGAGGAGAGGAGAGGAGGUGGGGGGGUCGGUGUAAAACCAGACUGGGUGGAGCAACGCAUCGGCCCGGCCCCAUCCACCGAGCAGACGGCCGGAGCUCGGUACUGUACCGAGAGUCUGGCGGAUGGAGAGAGAUGGGGGGCGGUCUGUGGGAGGGUCUAGCGCAAAGAGGGAAGGAGGAGGGGUGAGGAGGAGGAGGAGGAGGCGGCACGGGUGCUGUUUCUCCAGUCUCUUUCCCCUGUCUUUGUCUCACACACUCUUUUGUUAGCCAUGCCUAGCCUGCUGGUUCUAGCAGGGAUCAUGGAGAAAAAUGGGGGCUACGGCGGGGAUCUGGCCGGCUCCGGCUUCGGCGGCGAAGGUCUCCUCGUGGCGCCCGACGAGGAGGAGGACGACUCCCGUGCCCUCAGGGUCGCGCUCGGCCAGUUGUCGCUGCUGGGGCUCGGGGAAGGCGAGGACGGCGGCGGCGGAGCCCCGACAACAGGAGUGCAGGACCGGAGCAACAAUAACAACAACAACCACCACCACAACCACGCCAACAGCGUCGGGGGCGGCGGGGACGCGGCCAUCCUGCAGGGGAAGAGCAAGUUGUGCGCCCUGUACGACAGCUCCUCAGCAGAGACUAAAGGACGAGGCUGCAACAUAACAGAAUGCGUCCCGGUGCCCAGCUCCGAACAUGUGGCCGAGAUAGUGGGGAGGCAAGGUUGCAAGAUAAAAGCUCUGCGAGCCAAGACCAACACCUACAUCAAGACCCCCGUUCGAGGAGAGGAGCCUGUGUUUUUAAUCACCGGCCGGAAGGAAGAUGUUGCACUGGCCCGUCGUGAAAUCAUCUCUGCUGCAGAGCACUUCUCCAUGCUCCGCGCCUCCCGCAACAAGCUGGGGGUGUCCUUCAGCGGCUCCCCGCCCACGCCUCUGCCGGGUCAGACCACCAUUCAGGUGAGAGUGCCAUACCGCGUUGUGGGGCUGGUAGUGGGGCCUAAGGGCUCCACCAUUAAGCGCAUCCAGCAGCAGACCUGCACGUACAUCGUGACCCCCAGCCGAGACCGGGACCCGGUCUUCGAGAUCACGGGUUCCCCGAGCAACGCUGAGCGCGCCCGCGAGGAGAUCGAGGCGCACAUCGCCUUCCGAACAGGAGGCCUGCACGACCACAACAACGAGAACGACUGUCUGGGGCCGAACGGUGGAAGUAGCCCGGCGGGCAGCACCGGCGGUCUGGAGAGCCGGCUACAGCAGGUGUGGGGGCUGCAGGGGGGCCAGCGCAAGCCUCUCACCAGCAGCUACCGCCAGAACUUCUCAGAUGCCAUGGUUGGAGGCGGGAGCGGAGGAGGAGGAGGAGAGGGAGGGGGGAUCUACAACAAGAGCAACUUCUCCAGCUCCGGAGAGAAACCUUGCUCGUAUUUUGGAUCUGAGGGCACACAGGGCUGGGGCGACCCCGACUACCCCAAACAGGUGUCCUUUUACACCCAGCAGCGCUCCAAAAGCUUCGGCGGCCUCCCGCUGCCUCUGACCAGACUCUCUCCUGGGUUACCGGAGCCCUGCGGAGGCGGGACCCCCAACAACUCAGUCACCAGCAUCGUAUCCGGCUCGCCUCACGCCCAGGCCCGCCGCGCCCACAGCGAGCCCGCCUCGGCCGGGGACGGCUUCCCGGGCCGCCUGCCGGUGCCGGACUCUCCGCCGGCCACCGUGCGGGACUGCAUGACCUGCUUUGAGAGCAAAGUGACGGCUGCCUUGGUGCCCUGUGGCCACAACCUGUUCUGCAUGGAGUGCGCCAUCCGAAUCUGUGAGCUGAACCACCCGGAGUGCCCGGUGUGCCACACCCAGGUCACUCAGGCCAUCCGGAUAUUCUCCUAAAGAACCACGUCCGUUUUAUCCUUAGUUUCCUCAGUGUUUCUUCAAUAAUUAUUUACUGUUCUUAUGAUUACUAUUAUUAUCAUUAUUAUUAUAUACAUUUUUGUUUUUCAGAAAAUUUUAAAACAAUCAAGCAGAUAUUUUAGAAGGCCUGCUUGCUUUACUAAAAAGUAUAAGAAAUAUUUUUAAGUUUUUCUUUUUAUAUAUAUAUGCAUAUAUAUUUUAUAAAAGUUUUGUUUAUAAGAGAAGUAUAGUACCUUGCAUUUUCAGUUUUUUGACUGCUGCUGUUUUUCAUUCAUGAAUCACAGUGUAGGCAGAGGUAGACAGUAAUGUGAACAUUUUAUUCUUCAAUUAUUAUUUUUGUUUCUUUAUCUUAAAGUGGGUUUUAUUGAAGGAAACAGAUGAUUGUUGAGGAACCCAAUCUGCACUUGACUGACCUACAAAGUCAAUGUUGUUACUAGAAGGAAUAAAUAAAAGAACUUAUUGCACCUUACAAUCAUCUUGGUCUAAAACAGGAUUGUUAAAAUCGUACCUGGAGAAAUUCAAAAGCAGCAGAUGUGAAGUUAAACUCGACGUUUUCAGUUAAACUGUGAUUGUGGGUUCAGAUAAUUGGUCCAAAGUAUUUUGGCUAAAGGAUAAACGUGUAUGGGUUCGUUCCAGUCGUGAUCUAUACAGAAAGAGAAGAAGCAAAUCUUUAUUUCAUUAGAAAACAGAUUUAAAAAGGAUAGGAUUUUAAUUAUUUAUAGAAACUGCUUGGAUUUUAUGGAUAUUAUUCAGAGAGGAUGAGGGUUGCUGUAAAGGUGGGGAUUCUCCGUCCGGUAGCCGUUGGUGACGCUUUGGUCACUGCAGUUUGCUGAAAAGACUCGGUGAUGCUUUGCUGCUCGUGGUUCUGGAAAAGCAUGUGGCUCCUCGGUUGGCUUAAAGCGUUGAUUUAAUUUGCGAGGCCAAAAAGCCUUGGAAUCCAUCCAGUUGGCCUCUUUUUGAUAUUCCCCAAGGACUUGUCUCGAAGCCACCUUAACCACGCUUUUAUUGUGUCGUGCGGUCGUUUGGCCGCGUCCGGCUAACAAUGGAGGACGAGGCGGGAGCCCCCCUCGUGUCCUCGGAGAACCUUAAGAUUGGACGGAAGCUGAAUGAAUCGUCUCCUGAAUCAGCAGCAGCAGAUUAAAGGAGCAGAUACUGUAAAACACAGAGUCCAGGCCUGGUAAUCCUUUCUCCUGCGAGGGGCCUUCAGUCCCCCUGUAAUUAGCAGAGCUGUAGAAGAGCAGGUGUUUCGCGGCGCGCUGCGGCUCCGACCCUGAGUUUGGAGGUCUCGCCUAGCCCCUUUCUUUCUCUCUUUUCUUUGGGAGUGGCUUUCAUGCCUCCCCUCCACCUCCACCGGUGCUGCUGGGCUUACAGUUGGACCGUUUGCUUUUGAGCCGUAUUGUCUGCGCCUUCGGUGGCGGCCGGCGUGGGCCACGGAGCGCUCGGACACGGCCUGGAUUCGCUCAUUGAUAAUUAGGCAAAUGGGUCGGUCCAGGUGCAGACCGUGGGGGGACUCUGGACCCCCGAACCACUGAAGGGAGCUAGGCGAAUAGGAAACCCCUCCUCUUUUCCCCCUGCUCCUUUUCUUGCCCAAACGGGGACAAGGAGAGGGGGUGCACUCUUUUGUCCCAAAACACACACAGACACAGAAAGACACUAGCCGCAUUUGGCAGCCGUGAAAUAAAAUGGAGGUUUAGGAGAGACUUUCAUAAUCCAGUUACCUGGAAUAUUUAUUCCAGUUGAUGAAAAGCAAACCGUUUAGUGAUCAUAUCACAGGGGGCCCGUGUUAAUCCCCCUCUUUGGGUGCCAUCUGUGGGACAGUUUCUACUGUAAGGGGCAUCCCACGACUGGCCCUUCGCCCCGAACGGCCCCGGCCCCCAACUCGCGUUACUUUCACAAUGAAAUCAGACUAUUGUAAUUGACAGGAAGGCAGAGGAAACGCCCCAUUUAACCAGCACUCAUGCUGAAUCAAAUUACACACCCGCUGCGUCUGCCUUAGCCCCAGCCUGGGGAUUUCAGAGGGCUAGAGCAAUGGAUCGGGGGCUGGGGGGAUUAAAGCUGUUGAAUGAUGGGAGGGAGCAAAGGAGGAGUAUACUUCAAGACAAAAAAAAAAAGAAAAAAAAAAGGAGGAAAAAGAAAAAGCCCUGCAGACCGAGCAGCUCUACUGAUCAUCAGGUCUUUGAGCGAGUGCUGAGCUGCUGUCAUGUGGGCCGGCACCGGCGACCCAGCAGGCCUGAAUACUAUGGGGGUCUCAUUUUAACAAAACAAAUGCAGUCUUCAGGGCCAAAACGCCCCCUUCUCUAAAGGAAAAACAAGAAGAAGAAGGAGAAGUGACCGCUGGCAUGAUUGCAGCGAGAGCACCGGACUGACACGGAAAGUUCCCAGAAAUCUGUGAGGAGGACGAAGUUUUAGGGAAGGAGGAAUCACACAGAGGUCUGGCCGAAGCUUUCAGCGUCACAACGAGGCGGGGACGACCCCCGCUCUUGGAACUUAGUAUUUUUUGGUUUGUUUUAUUUCUGCCUUAAUGUUUUUUAUGGAAUAUUGCCAUUGCUUUGGCUGACAAGGUAGCAACUUUGGCCUUUUGAUACAGUACCACUCCCCAAUAACCAACUUUGUAAAGAAGUUAUUUUUGGAAAAGAAGAAUGUGAAUCAAACCGCUCGGGUGGGGAUUAGGGGGGAUUCUGGACAUUAGGCUCUUUAAAAACACAUGACUUAAAGAAAAAAAAAAAAGAAUAAAGCACCUUAUUAUAAAACACGCGCAUCUGAUUAAUACCAAACCGACCGCUGAUGGUGAAAUCUAUCUCACAAUCUGAAAGACACGCACAUAAGGAUUCCCUAUCAUUUUUUUUCUUGUGUGGUUUGGUGAUUCUUGUGCUCAGUAGUGACAGUUUGGGAGUUCUCAUCAUUUUCCCCUCUUUUCAGUUUUGCACUGGUUUAAGAAAGAUGUCUUAUUGGAGGUUCUCCCGGUUUAGACGCUGUAAGUUUAGGAGUGUUCUUGGUGUGGAGGCACCGUGUUGUAAAUAUGGUGUGUGUAUCAGCUAGGAAGAGCCAGACGCAGGCCCGCCUAAAGUGAGUUUUUCAUUAUUUUUUAACAAUCUCAAAGUGUCAUCGUCGAUGUUUUAGAAUGAAUUAAAAAAAAACAAACUAGGAGAUAAAAUGUUUAUAUAUGCGCCCCGUCACCCUUUUGACUAUAUUAGUAUAUUAGAUAGAUCCAUACAUGUAAGAAAUAUUAUUUACUAAGUAUGUCAUCCAAAUAUAGAUAAGCAGACACUACUAUAAACAGUAAGAAUGAAUUUUAUGAAGCCACUGAUGUAUCCAGUCUUAAUUAAAUAGGCAAAUAUUUAAGAACUUUUAGCCCCUAUAGGAGAAAUCAGUUUUUAUUUAUCAGGAAAGCAAUAAUAGGAGGAUACUGGGAGUCAGCUCUUUGAAUAAUGUUCUGUUUAGAAACUGACCUUCGUUAUUAGCAUAAUCCCGCUGCAUUUCUGUCUUUUAGUGACCUGCAAGUGUAGAACAGCUUCAGGGUUAGUUUGGGAUUUUAAUCAUGUUUGUAUCAAUCAUAUUCAGGACUUUUAUUUUGUUAAAGAGUCCGGCAAGGUUUACAGCUUCUGAUGGCAUGAGGAUGAUGCUGUCGUUUAAUCCUUAUUUUGCACCGUGAUGAUUUAUUUUUUUCUUUACUUUGAAAGAAAAAGGUCAGAUUUAACCAAAGAACAGAAGAGAGCUAACUUAUUACAUCGUUUUAACCAAUCUAGUUUAAUAAUCUGCCUUUUUAUUUACAGUUUACUGAACUGAGAAGUGAUCCUACAGAUUGAAAUACUCCCAAAAGUAAAGCUAAACACCACUAGCAGACAGAACUGUUCUGGCCCAGAAAUCAGGUUAUGCUGUCCAACCUGAUGAGCUUGAGCCACUAAAAGAGGAAUUUUGAUUAAACGGAAACCAGAUUUUAAAAAAUAUUCUGUAUUUAACUCUCUUAAGUUCACCUGCAUGAUACUCAAAACUAUUACAAUAGGUAAGAUUUAUCAAGAAGAAACGCAUAAAAGGAUCCAGCAGCCUGAUAUCUAAAGUGUAUAAAAGCUUUAAGACCUUAAAGAGAACAUCAGUUUAAAAUCAUAUAUUUACUGUGUAGUUUAACUGACUAAAACAUAGUUUAACUCCUAAGAAUAUAAGUUUCAUUUGUCCAGCUCACCUGGAGAAAGGACUUCCUGCGGAGCAGCAGAGGGUGGGACAACUCAGUGAUACAUUAUGUUUGUGUUAGUAUUAUUUACUAUAUCGUAUUAAGGUUGCUAUUAUAGUAAAAAGUAGAUGUUUUUCUUCUCUUAAUAUCAAAAAGGUCUUUAUGCAUUUCUGUAGAAACCCUUUUAAAGGAGUGAUAGGAAAUCCUUAUUUUUCAAUGGAUGCACUUAAGCAAUUCUACCAACCUGUCAGUCACACAUUGAACAAGCAAUGCAUUUGAAUGUAAAAAGAAAUAAAAAAAAAAAUGGGGGAAAAAUAAACGAAUGCACCCUUUUUUAUUUUUCACAAUUUACAAGUGAGCUUUAAGUUAGUUUUUUUGGAAGGAAUUUGCAACAGGUUUUCGACGUAGUCUAUAUUUGAGUUCUUCCACAUGCAUUUAUAGAAAGUAACUUAAAAAUGAAUAAAAAAACAUAUUACAGUUUUUCAGAUCUAUUUUGCUAACAUGGGUUAUUAUUUCAUAGAAAGCAGAGGAAAAAAAGUCAGUAUCUGGAUGUUAUUUAUGGAAAAUGAAGCAACGUAUUUAUGAGUAACCUCAAGACAUUUUGUUUUUUAAUUAAAAUGACAAGAAGUUAAUAUAUUUCUAAACACAGGAAAGUCAGUUUCUACUAAUAACUAAAAAGGAGAAGUUUUAUUUAUGAAAGUUAUGGACACUUUGCCCACGUGCUUCACAGGGGAUGAAGGAGGUGGGAACGAGUUUCUCCAUAGCUGAAAUUUUAACUUCAGACAUGCACUACUGCAACAUCAGUGCAUUAACAACGGAAGAACUACAGAAAAUAAUAGAAUAUUUUUAGAAUUUGGAGAUAUUUUAGUCACAGAGCAUCGAUUUUGUGCCUCAACUCUAUUUUUUCUUGCAUCAGCAUUCUUUGUGCAGUGCUGCUUGCUGUAACCCCGCCCUUCCCAGCACCACGUUACUGACUGAACGCAUUAUUACUCAUUUCCUCUGUAAUCUAAACUCGCUUUUUUCUUAUCAAAAUGUAAAAGAAGAAAAACUGCAAUGCUUGGAGUGAAUGAGGCAGCUGUGACCCUCUCGCCCAGCAGGGCCACACACGCACACACACGCACACACACGCACACACACACAACUUGUAAACACUUUCAUUCACACAUCUCCUACAUCCACAACUCAGUCUGAUCGAUCCUUGGCAACGGAGCGUGAUCGGCUUAAAAAAAACGUCUUUUUGAUCGACUUUUCCUGAUGCGUUAAUUAGGUGAAGUGCAAGUCGAGGAGGAGCCAGCGCACUGUGUAGAUCUGUGUAACUAGAUGCAAACACACACACACGCUCACACACAAACACUCCAGAUUCAUUACCGUACUAGUUUGCAUGUAUAUUGUAUGGUCACUUAGCCAGGAGAAACGGUGCGGCGGCACGUUCGCGCCGUUUCUUCGCUGUAGAUUUUCAUAGUUGGAGUCUCUUUAGAAAAGCCGAAGGGAGUUUGGAGCCAGACGGAGACCAUUUCAGUCCCCCGCACCAAUGUCUGACCUCUCACUUAGAAAAUGUGUUGCGCUGCAAAGAAAUAGCUUCCAUUUGUACAAGAGACGAAACUUCUUCUGCCUGAAACGGAUAAAAUGCGUCCCAAACUCAGAGCGCGGUUUUCCCGCUGCGUGUGAACGGUUGGGGACCGACAUGGCGCUCGCUGGUGAAACUCCGCCCUUUUCCAAAGAGGCCGAUGCAGUCUGACAGUUUGUCUUCGGUAGCGUUUCCAAUUUUUCCAGCACAGUAGGUGUUUCAUACCGGUCUAAUAGUGGUUGUAGUGCAUUAGUUGUUUGGGGCCGGCAGCUGCCGGCGUUCGGUUCUGGUUUCUCUGUGAACAGUGAGGGAGGCGUCGCCGCUGCGGCCCUCUGAGGCGGAUCGUUGAUGGAUGGGGAAAAAAAAAAAAAAGAUAAAAAAAAGUUUCUGAACUCUGUUACAGUGUGCCAUGCCUCACAAGGCAGGAAAUAUUGCAGGUUUAUUUCUUAUAGCACAUGGUUUUUUGUGAAUUACAUUUUUGGAGACAUUUUUAUUAUGAUUAUUAUAAUUAUUAUUGUAUCUGCGCCAUGUUAGUUCUGGUUCUUUGUUAUUUUUUCAAGAUUCAAAAUGUAUUGUAAAUGUUUCUAAUAAAACAAAAAGGAAAUGA